Molecule: messenger RNA, 252 nt
Organism: Trametes versicolor FP-101664 SS1
Lineage: Eukaryota; Fungi; Basidiomycota; Agaricomycetes; Polyporales; Polyporaceae
Exons: 1
Source: RefSeq, a predicted model, not a curated record
ACCGCCAACGAUGUUGCCAUACAUGUUGCGUACGUGGCGCAACAGCACCUGGACGGGUACGACGAAGCGGUAAGGCACGCUAUCAAGAGGAAGAAAGCGUUCGACAAGCGCGUACUGGGAUCACACGCGGGCGAACGUGUUUUCAAGCCGGGUGUCCUAGUCCAAGUAUACCGCAACGAUCUAGACUACACAUUCAAAUCCGAACGCAAGCUUCUUCCCAAAUGGUCAAGACCUUACCGGGUGGUACGUCGU